GAAGUUUCAUGCAGGCUCCUGGGAAAGCUGGUGCUGCUGCUGCUGCCUGAUUCCUGCCGACAGAUCUUGGUACCGGGGCCCGCGCUGUCGGCUGGAGAUGGCGGACACUAGAUCUGUCCAUGAAACCAGGUUUGAGGCGGCCGUGAAGGUGAUCCAGAGUUUGCCGGAAAAUGGUUCAUUCCAGCCAACAAAUGAAAUGAUGCUCAAGUUCUAUAGCUUCUAUAAACAGGCAACUGAAGGACCCUAUAAGCUUUCAAGACCUGGAUUCUGGGAUCCUAUUGGAAGAUGUAAAUGGGAUGCUUGGAGUUCUUUGGGUGAUAUGACCAAGGAAGAAGCCAUGAUUGCAUAUGUUGAAGAAAUGAAAAAGAUUCUUGAAACUAUGCCAAUGACUGAAAAAGUUGAAGAAUUGCUACAUGUCAUAGGUCCAUUUUAUGAAAUUGUAGAAGACAAAAAGAGUGGAAGGAGUUCUGAUUUAACCUCAGAUCUUGGUAAUGUUCUAACUUCUACUCCAAAUGCUAAGACUGUUAAUGGUAAAGCUGAAAGCAGUGAUAGUGGAGCAGAGUCUGAGGAAGAAGAGGCCCAAGAAGUAAAAGGAGCAGAACAUGGUAAUGCUAAGCAGAUGAUGAAGAAAUCAGAUUAUAAGAAUUUGGAGAUUAUUAUCACGAAUGGCUAUGAUAAAGACAGCUUUGUUCAGGAGAUACAAAAUGACAUUCAUGCUAACUCUUCUCCAAGUGACCAAAGUGCUGAUGACGUAAAACCUGUUGAUAAAAACAUGGAACAAACUGAAAAAAUUGCUGCCUGCAUUCACCAAGAUAUAAAUGAUGAUCAUGUUGAAGAUGUUUCAGGAAUUCAGCAUUUGACAAGUGAUUCAGAUAGUGAAGUUUACUGUGAUUCUAUGGAGCAAUUUGGACAAGAAGAGUCUUUAGACAGUUUUACAUCAAACAAUGGACCAUUUCAAUAUUACUUGGGUAGUGAUUGCAAUCAGCCCUUGGAAAAUUCUGGUUUUCCUGAAGAUGUCCAAGUAUCUCCUGGAAGUGGCAACAUUGGAAAUAUGCAGGUGGUAACAGUUGAAGGAAAAGGUGAAGUAAAGCAUGGAGGAGAAGAUGGCAGAAAUAACAGUGGAGCACCACACCGUGAGAAGCGAGGCGGAGAAAAUGAGGAAUUCUCUAAUGUCAGAAGAGGGAGAGGACAUAGGAUGCCACAUUGGAGCGAAGGAACCAAAGGUGGGCAAGUGGGAAGUGGAGGUGACGGAGAACGCUGGGGCUGAGACAGAGGAUCACGAGGCAGCCUCAAUGAGCAGAUUGCUCUAGUGCUCAUGAGAUUGCAGGAGGACAUGCAGAAUGUCCUUCAGAGACUUCAAAAACUGGAAACACUAACUGCUUCACAGGCAAAAUCAUCAACAUUGCAGACUAGUACUCAACCUUCCUCACAAAGACCAUCUUGGUGGCCCUUUGAGAUGUCUCCUGGUGCAUUAACUUUUGCUAUUAUAUGGCCUUUUAUUGCCCAGUGGUUGGUGCAUUUGUAUUAUCAAAGAAGGAGAAGAAAACUGAACUGAAGAAAAUGAUAUUUUACUUAAGAAGACUGCUGGGCCUGGAUGACCUCAGAAUGAAAUGGAUUGUGGAGUUCACAAGAAAAUCUUAAUUUGUGAUGAUUACAUUUCUUUUUUGUUGUCCAGUAGUUUGGUUUGUGUACAUAUAUACACACAUGUUUUUUGCACUACACAAAUGAUAACAUUUUAAGGACUAAUAGUGCUGAUACUUGAAUAAUCAAUCUAAACUAGGUUAUAAGUAACAUAUAUUGUACCCUACUCUUGAACUUGAAGGACAUUAAAUUAUUGUUUGGUAACAUUUACCUGAUUAUCUUCCAUAGAGAAAUAUAAGCUGCUUCCCAAGGUACAGGUCUGAUAAUGAGAUCGAUUUAUAUAAGUGGGUAUUUUUCAUUUUCUAAGUUAAAUAUGAGAAAGAAUGUAAACCAAGAAUGAGUUUCAAAUGAGGGUAAAUGGAUUUUAUAUUAGUCACUGAAUUGCCAUGCCAAGUAGUAGAAACUGUUGGAAGAAUCUUCUCCACAUUCACUUUGUGGGCUGCACAUAAUCUUUCUUGAGUAGUCACAUCUCAGAGUUAAUGUCAGGCAUCAUUAUUAAAAAUUAUAUCCCUUUGUACUAGACUUAGUUUUUACAAAUGAGUUACAGAUAGACAUAACAUGAUGAUGGAAAUUAUGAAAAAUGGGCUUAAUGUAAUAGAUUUAAAAGUUUAUUCUGAGCCUACAGAUAUAACCUAUAAGAUUUUAAUUCAAUCUAUACAUAUAUUCCUUUCUAAUUAUUUUUCUUUGAGGAUAUCUAGUGUAUGCUUCAUAGGGUGCUUUGAAAUAUAAAAUGAAAACUUAUUUAUACUGUUUUUACAAAGGUAAAAAAGGAAACACAUUAAUAUCACUUUUCUGCAACUGGUAAACUAUACAGACUGGACUCUUUAACCUC
This is a messenger RNA of Marmota monax (woodchuck), 2473 nucleotides long. RefSeq names its product acyl-CoA-binding domain-containing protein 5-like. Gene Ontology annotation, cellular component: peroxisome. Gene Ontology annotation, molecular function: fatty-acyl-CoA binding. Gene Ontology annotation, biological process: autophagy of peroxisome; fatty acid metabolic process. The record is from RefSeq and is a predicted model, not a curated record. NCBI's taxonomy places the organism in Eukaryota, Metazoa, Chordata, Mammalia, Rodentia, Sciuridae.